CCUUGUACUUUGUCCUCAGUUGACCAGGAUGAAUUUGGAUGCCCAGAAGAUGGAGCGGGAUCUGAGAGACGAGCUGGCGGACAGCGUUAGCAAAGCUGUUAGCGACGCCGACAGAGCCACGAUAAGAGUUCUGGAGAAGAGCGAGGCUGAGCUUCGUAUCGAGAUCUCAAAAUUUCAGGAGAUGUCAGAUGUGGCUGUAAUGCAGGUGUCCGCUCUCCGAGCCAGGAAACAGUCCAGUGAAAAGGAGGUUGAAACUUUGAGGAGACAAAUAAUGGAGUACCAGACUCAGUCAGAUGAGAAAGCCUUCAUUGCGCAGCUCCAACAGCACAUCGUGGCCGUGCAGCUCAGUGAGUCUGCUGCUCUGGCCCGACUGGAGGCUGCCACCUCUCGGCUUCAGCAGUUAGAGGCCAACAAACUUCGCACAGAACAACAGCUGGACGCCAGCGAGCAGACGCUUUUCCUUGUAAACCAGGAGAGCAGAAACCGCUCCAACCACUUACGCCAGACCAUUCAGUCCCUACGAAGGCAGUUCGCCGGAGCGGUGCCACUGUAUCAGAUAGAAAAGUUCUCUAAGACCAUGGUGAGCCUUCUGGAUGACCGGGUGAGAGCACUGGAGGAGAGGAAGAAGGCAGAGGAGGAGCGGAGGAGAGCAGAAGACCGGGCUGCAGAGCUGGAAUUGAGACUUCAAGGGCUGGAGGAGCUCAUCUCCACACUGAAGGACGUGAAGGGCGCUCAGAAAGUCACAGAGUGGCAUAAGAAGAUGGAGGAGUGUCGACUGCAGGAGCUGCGCAAGAGCAGAGAACUAGUAGUCCAGAGGGAGGAGCUCAAGUACCUGAAGAACCUGGUGGAGGAACAGGAGAGAACGAUCCACUCCCUGGAACAGGAUGUUGUGCAGCAAAACAUGCUUCAAGAAAAAAGACAGCUAGUGUGGGAUCAGCGUGAAGUGGAGCUGGAGCAGCAACUGGACCGAUUUGAGAAACACCGCAAAGUGGAAAAGUUUGAAGUUGGUGCAGCUUCACUGCCAGAUCCAGGUCCACGUCAUGCUGAAUCUACUCUGGGUAAAGUUCGAGAGAAUGGGCUCACAUUUAUGGACACACAGGCCACCUACAGGAGCUUGUCUGAGAAGCUGAAAGAGAAAGAAGCUGCCCUUGUAAAGGCCGAGCGGAACAUCGAGUCCAGAGAUAAAGUUAUCAACCAGCUGCGUCUCCAGCUACCGGCCGCUGCCAACCAAGAGCGUCUGUUGACCAACCAGGCUAAACAUGAGGAGGGUCAGUCUGACGGCCAACGUGCCCUGAGGCUGGCUCACCAGACCAUCAAGGAUCUCCAGCGACAACUCGACAAAAAAGAGGACAUCAUAAAGAAAACGAUCAAACAAGCUGAACAGGAUCAGGUCGAGACGAGGAGAAGACACAGCGAGGAACUCAGGACGCUGGAGCAGAAGCUGAGUUUGAACGCAGACACCACACUGGACCGCAUCAGACAGACAGCAAAGGAGUUGGUGGGGAAGCCCACCUUCAGGCCGCCCACCUCUGAGCACCUGGAAUCUCUGGCUGAUUUGGAGCAGACGGUGGCUGACCAGGACCAUUCACUCUCCUCACUCACAGAGAAACUGAAGCUGAGCACGGCAGAGCUGGAUCAGCUCCGGGUCGCCAUGGAAACACAGGCUAAGAAACACACUGACGACGUGUCGAGGAUGGAGGAUCAUCAUUCCACCCAACUGAAAGCUGUGACUGGUGAGAAUGAGGACCAGAGGAUCCAGAUUGUCCAGAUGGAGAGGGAGAUGAACGACCUCCGCACUGAACUGGAGGCCCAAAAGGAGGCCAACGUCCGCUCCCCCAGCAACACCAUGAAAAACCUCGUGGAACGACUCAAGGCACAGCUCGCUCAAAAAGAGAAACAACUCAAGGGUCUCAGUAAAGCUCUGCUGGAGCUACGAGCCGAGAUGACGUCUACUGCAGAGCAGCACGUCCUCGCUGCUGCCGCCCAGAAGGAGGAGAAUCUUAAUGUGCAGAAGCUGAUUGACAAACACACCAAAGACCUAAAGGCAAAGGUGCAAGAGUUAAGUGAGGAUCUCCAAGCUGCCAAGGAGUCUGCAAAGACCUCCAGAGGUCACGAGAGCGUGCUCAGAAAGGAGGUGGACAGUCUGAACCAGGAUCUCCAGAGGUGUCACAAAGCCCAGAGACGAGCACAGGUCGAGAAGGAGGAGUGUGAAAAGGAAGUCCACAUUCUGAAGCAACAAAACAAGAGGCUGAGUGCGGCUCUGCAGGACCAACAAGAACCAUAUGGGAAGGAGCCGACUGUGGAAACUCUGCAGAAGAAGGUCAGGAGGCUGGAGCUGGAGUUGGAGAAUAGAGCAGAAAUGAAAAAUGAGCAGGACGAUCGUGGAAAGCAGACCAAAGAACAGGUAGUGCGGUGGGAGGAGGGUAAGAAGUGGCAGACCAAGAUGGAGAGAGUGAAGCUGUCCUUGAUGGAGAAGGAACGACAGAAUGAGACGCUUUCCAAACAGCUGAGCACUUUUAAAGAGCUGUACAACAGACUAGAGCAAGAGAAGACUUCACUGCAGAAAAAGCUGAAGGCCCGAGGUGUGACUGCUGAUCAGGUCGUGGGAUUGAGGUCAGCUGAAGUGGAGAAGGAAAUGGAGGAGCUGAAGAAGAAGAACUCGGACCUGGAGACGGAAAUCUUUACCAUAAAACAACAACAAGCCUUACCUCGUGACGAUGCCGUGCAGAAUCUAAUAGAGAGAAACCACCACCUGGAGGAGAGGCUCCACGUCCUAGAAGGUCAGAUGUCCAGAGAGCCUGAGUCCAGCCCUUCUACAAAACGCUCCCACUCCCGAGCUUUAAGAGGGAUUUCUUCUGGCACCUUUGAUGUUGAGGACACAUCAUGUCAAUGGAAUGUGGCACCUUGUCAUUCUGUAUCCUCUAAACUCUCUAAAAGCCCUGAAAAUGCCAAAGGCCCUCCUGGCCAUCAGAGGGCGCCAAAACAAACCCUGGUUGCAAUUCAAGAAAGACAGACAGAAACUCAAACUGUGGGACAAGGAGACAUGGGGCGUCCACAGGGGAGGUCCAGUCCUGACAUGACAGAAGACACUGUCUGUAACUGUGAGGCUGCUGAUGUUGAAGACGGUGCAGAGAGAGGAGGUGAAACAGAAAGGGACGAUCAAGUCUCUGAUCAUUUUGUGGCUAAUGAAAAGUAUGACAUCGUCUUUCACUCUCCAUCUAAGACCACAACAGAAAACCAGACUAAUGUAAAUGAUCUGUCUGAAAGAUCUGGCUCCGUUGGACCGUCGUCUGAACCGGGCUUAGCACAAACAGGCCAUGAAACCAGUGACACUGUAAAUGAAAAGGGUGCUGCUGGCCAUCACCAUGGAGACGCAGAUGAUGAUGAUGAUGAUGAUGAUGAUGAUGAUGAUGUGAGAAUCAGAGAAGAAAAGUUAGAGAAAGAUAUUCAGCAGGGUGAGCUGGAAAACGAAGCAGUUGCAACUACAAAGGAGACAACAGAGGAAGAGGAUCCAGAUCAGUCCCGUUCACCAGAACCACAUGUGGAGUUUAGCAGCACACGGAGAAAACACCUGGGCUCCAUUAGAAGAAGAAGGGAUGAGCGUGUACAGAAACAAGAAGGCAGAUGUCCUAAAUAUCUGAAGACUUCAGGGAGAGGAACCGUCACUCCCUCACAGAGAGACCAGGAACUCCAGAAAGAGAACCUCAAACUUGCCUCUGAAAACCUGGAGCUGCGCUUUCAGCUGGAGCAGAGCAACGUCGACUUACCGAGACUCAAGAAUCAAGUGGCCGAUAUGAAAGAAAUGUGUGCCGCACUGAAAAAGGAGAAUUUAGAAGUAAAGAAAAAGCUUAGCCAAAUACAAGGGAGUGGUCCUGGUGGUAAAACAGUUCCAGACCUUGAGAAAACCAUUGGGCUGAUGAAGAAGGUGGUGGAGAGGCUGCAGAGGGAGAACCAGUCUCUGAAGACGACCAGUGUCUCCGCCAACAAAGACAGAGCGGCCGCCCUGAAGCAGGAACAUGAGAAACUCAAGGCUGACUACGAGAAAUUAAGGAGUCAGUGUGAGGCCGAGCUGAGUUCAAAACUAGAAUCAAAAACCAAAGGAAUGGAGAAAAUAGCGAUGGAAAAUGAACGUCUUCGCAAAAGGAUCAAAAGAGAAGUCGAGGCAUCUGAGAGGCUGAGAGUGGCCCGUACCAGUCUGGAGGUGACCAAUGAAAAGCUGGAGAAGAAGCUAGAAGAAACCAGUCAACGACUUCUGGAGGCUCUGUCCACAACGCUCACAGAGGGAACAGACAAGACCAGGAAAACGUCUGUGGUUACCAGAAUGUAUGAGAACAAAAUGAAGGAACUAGAGACAGAACUUUCCCAGAAGAGCCUCCACCUGGCUGAACUCAAACAGCAGCUGAAGGAGUUGAAGGAGCAGGAGGAGCGAGCUCAAACAAACAUCUGGAAACUCCAGGAUGAGGUUGAACUGUUGAAAAGCUCGUCUACUGCUGCAGACACUGGUGCAGGAACCAAGGAGGAGGAGUUUCACACCAUAAGGUUGCUGAACACUGAGCUGCAGAAGGAGAACUUGGAUCUAAAGCAGAGACUCAAGGAAUUCAGCGAAACAUCGUCAAAACAAGAUUAUGACAAAGUGAAAAAUCUCCUGCAGUCAACGCAGAGUGAGAAGGUCCAACUCCAGAGUGAGGUGGACAAGCUGAGGACAGAAUUGGAGAACUUUGACCCAACCUUUUUUGAAGAACUGGAGGACCUGAAGUAUAACUACAACCUGGAGGUGAAGAAGAACAUCCUGCUGGAGAAGGAGCUACGACGGGUUUGUGACGAAAGCGGUGUCACAUUUGAAAUGCCCAGUGUGUCGGUCAGUUAACACAGGGUUAAUAAACGUCCUAAUGCUGAGGAACGUCACAGAGAAGAAGUUGUUGAGUGAAGUGUGAUGGUACUUGGGUAAGUUCUAGACCUCAGGAAAUGAAAGCUGGUUCAGCCCAGCUGCUUCUCCGACUCUCCUCAGGCAGAAAUGUAAUUUAUUGUGUGAAAUGUAAGUAAUUGUAGCAGAUUGAUAAGAGGUUUAUUUUUGUUCAGUUCACAGAUGUUUCUGUGUAGGGUUUGAAUGAAACAACUUUGUUACACAUCCUCCCUGUGCAGAUGUUUGGUCUUUAUUCUUCAGCACUGACACUGUGUCUGUAGCCGACAGUAUUUACAGUCUAUUAUGGCAUCACUGACAAGAAAAAAAAAAUCACAUUAUUACAGCAGGUAUAUUUACUUGUUUCUCUUCAUGAAAGUUAAUAACAUCAUGCUUUUCUAUU
This is a messenger RNA of Cynoglossus semilaevis (tongue sole), 5303 nucleotides long. It is a transcript of the gene cep290, whose product is annotated as centrosomal protein 290. The transcript has 26 exons. Gene Ontology annotation, cellular component: centriolar satellite; ciliary transition zone. The coding region runs from base 29 to 4867 and encodes 1612 amino acids. Lineage: Eukaryota; Metazoa; Chordata; Actinopteri; Pleuronectiformes; Cynoglossidae. The record is from RefSeq and is a predicted model, not a curated record. Gene Ontology annotation, biological process: ciliary transition zone assembly; camera-type eye development; kidney development.